UCUUUCCAGGCCCAGAAGACCGUGGAGAAGCCGCCAGCUACAACAGAGAGGAAAUCUCCAUCAAACACCAGCAAUGCUGCAAAAACAGGAGCCCCAGCGUCCAAAACCGCGGUCUCGAAGCCCUCCAACGCCUCCAAUCCCGUCACGAUAACUACACCUUCGACUGCAGCUAAAACCACUGCAAUUACAAAGCCUACAGCGCCCACAACUACCUCAGCAGACACACCUUCGUCCACUCAGCCUCGCCGAGCUGGAGGGAUCGCAGUCGGCGGCUCUCUGACGGCUCCCAGUGCUCUGAAGAGUCCAGGGACACGUCCUGUGCCUCCUGUACGCUCUCCUAUCGUCCUCCCAGUGCAGCGACGUCCUGAGAGGCUAGCAAAGAUCACGUCGGCCGGUCCGGUAUACCGAGCGAGUCCCGUAGUGCGUCCUCGUGCUGGAAGUAUCGGGAGUUCGCCCGGUAUCCGUCCACGUGGCGGUAGUACCGGUAGUUCCCCCGCUGUGGGUCCGCAGAACGCGAUGAAGCAGAGAAUGCUUCGGAAACUGGACAUUAAGCCCCACCAAUCACCUCGACGCUCCAUGAUGCAGCAGAUUCGUACUCAGGACGGACCAACGUCCCCCUUAAUGCUCGGAGGGAAGCCGUCAGAGAGCAUCAAGGACGUGCCUGAAGUGCAACUUGAAGCGCAGCAGUCAAGACGUGCGACCACCACUAAACCCAGGGCUGCAACGAAAAAACGAGUACCGGUAAAGCGUCGAAAAACCGGCGAGCCAGACGACGAUCGCGACGAAGACGUGGACCCGAACGAUCUGGAACUGCCAGAAGACGAGAUGAACGUUUACGUCCCAGCACGCGAGAGAGCGACGAUGUGGGCCAAAUCUCUACUCCACAACAACAAGGAAGCACAAGAGAAAGAAGGUGACACCUCGCAGACUCUGACAGUGCGAGAGAAGAAAACUCCGCCUCGUAGGAAGCGUAGCAACUCGAAUGCGUCUUCGGUAUCGUCGAUUGUCUCCGGUAUCGGUGGCGGUAUUAUCCCUCGCAGCAAAUUGGAGGAACUUUUGAAAAAGGAGCCGUCUCAGAUGACAAUGGGCGAGUUGGCGCUGACGGUGCCGAAGGGUCGACGCAUGAAGCGUCACGAGCGUGAAGAGGCUGCUUCAGACACGCCGCUACUCACCGAAACGGUAGGAGAAGGCUCUUCCGAUCUUCUAAACGCUCACGCGCUCAACCGUGUGCGCUCGUUGUCGGUAUCCUCCGAGUCUGCGGCGUUCGCCGGCUCGCUUGUGACGCCUCAAGUGCAAAUUAUUGACGGUCAAAUGGUCGUCACAGAGAACACAAUCACGCUGGGAGACGAUGCUUUGGGCGAUAGCAGCGUCGGUGGUGAAAAUACCGGUUUACCGCCACGACACUCAGGCUCACGGUACAGCUCGUCGCAUCCGAAUGGCCCGGGAAAACGCUGGGGCAAGGAGGAGACCAAGCAGUUUUACUAUUGUCUGAGCCAAGUUGGGCCCAAUUUCUCCAUGAUGGCGACGCUCUUUCCCACUCGUAAGCGCAAAGAACUCAAGAGCAAGUUCAAGUACGAGGAGAAGAACCACGCGAAGCUCAUUGAGAUUGCGUUACGCGCAUCCACAGCCCCUCUGGACUCGGAAAUGGUGGACGUUAUCGCUCAGAUGGUGGACAAGGAAGCGCAGAGGAAACUGGACGCUAAGAAGAAGAGGAAACCGAUAUCACAGCUCGGUAUCGAUGACGAUGCAGCGUCUGCCAUUAGCUCGAUGGCUUCGUCGCCCGCGUCGACGCCUCGGGUGCACACGGAGGAGUUCGUGGAGACGCUGAACGACGAGGAUCUUUUCCCACCUAGCAGACGCGGCUCUUUCGACUUUAGUGGGUAG
Molecule: messenger RNA, 1884 nt
Organism: Phytophthora infestans T30-4
Lineage: Eukaryota; Oomycota; Peronosporomycetes; Peronosporales; Peronosporaceae
Exons: 3
Coding region: 517-1884 (455 amino acids)
Biological process (GO): RNA polymerase III preinitiation complex assembly
Cellular component (GO): transcription factor TFIIIB complex
Molecular function (GO): TFIIIC-class transcription factor complex binding
Source: RefSeq, a predicted model, not a curated record